AUAAACGGCAUGGCUUCUUUUUCAGGAAUGUGUACUUGUGGUCAAGUUUUGAAUAAAUCCAGGGUAUUUUUAAACAGGAUUUCACCAAGUACAGUAACAGCACACCGGGGUAUUCAUUCAAGAAAAAGACAUAUAAAGCCACUGUUACUUCAACUGUACAACAGGCGAAUAAAGGAAGGACCAGUGCCAGAAGAACCAAGAUCAUCUUGGCUCAACUGGAACUUUGAUGCAGAGUUGUAUGCAUUUGGGAAAAGGCUUGGUGAGGAGUUUACUGACAGCACACUCAAAAAGGCAUUUACUCACAGGUCAUUUGUAGAAAAAGAGCAGUCAAAGAUACAAGACAGUUUCGAAGGGGAUGAGGGUUUGCUUGAUUUUCAAAGUAAUGAAGAUCUUAUAAGCAGUGGCAUGACACUCAUAAGUGAUUAUAUAAAGGCAUACCUGAGGCAUCACUAUCCAAGUUUUCCUGAGGAAGGGAUAAGUGCAGUCCAUGACUACCUGACAACAGAUGAACUUUUAGCUUACAUUGCUCUGAAUAUUGGGAUCAAAGAUCUUAUUUUGUCAGCAGAUUUUCCUGCGAGUGAAGAAACAUUAAGCAAGACGUUUCAGGCAGUAGUUGGAGCACUGGCUCAUGACCAGGGUAUGGAGAGGGCUGAGUUGUUCGUACAGGAUUUUGUGUUGACCCAGUUAAUAGGCAAAGAUAUCAAUGAGAUGUGGUCCAUUGUCAACCCAAUGGGUGUUUUAGUGAACAUUUUACAAAAACAAGAAAGAGGAGGACCAGAACCUAGGUUACUGUUUCAGUCUGGACAGAAAUCUAUUCUGUCUGUGUAUGUUGUUGGUAUUUACAGUGACAAAGAGUUGAUUGGGCAAGCUCCCGGAGAAACGCCAACAAUUGCAGAAGAAAUGGCAGCUGUGGACGCAUUAAAACGACUAUUCAGCACCGAAGACUGCAGGACGCCUCUCUCUUAUGGAGACAAGGGAAGAAAACUUCAUAUUGACAGAAACUCUGAGAAUCCAAAGCUACAAAAUUAUGUUGAAUUAAAAGAAGUCGAGGAAGCUUCCAGUUGAUAAAUGAAGGGCUCACUGGAAUAUACUCGAUUUUCGUUUGCCAUAUGCUGGACUAAAACGAAUGAUUGGAUAGAUUUGUUUGACCUAUAAUUACAAUGACUCUGCCAGAGCAAAAUUGCCACGCCUUUGAAAAUUGGUAAUAAAUGGAUUUAAGACCAGACUUGAACCACAUUUUGUAAAUACCAGCUGUAGAUUAUCUUUGAGCAAACAAAAUUAUCAUCUGAAAAAAUUAUUUGCGUUUAUUCUGUAAAAUAGAAAAUAAAAAUGUAUAUAAAAUCUUCAGUAUAACAAUUUAAUACAGAGACCUGCUUUGAUGUGUAUUGAGAUCUUCAAAUGUCAGUAUUACACAUACUGGAACUAUAAUAAUUUCAGCAGCUCUUUUCUUCAAAU
This is a messenger RNA of Lingula anatina, 1455 nucleotides long. RefSeq names its product large ribosomal subunit protein mL44. Gene Ontology annotation, biological process: RNA processing; mitochondrial translational elongation. Gene Ontology annotation, molecular function: double-stranded RNA binding; ribonuclease III activity. The record is from RefSeq and is a predicted model, not a curated record. Lineage: Eukaryota; Metazoa; Brachiopoda; Lingulata; Lingulida; Lingulidae. Gene Ontology annotation, cellular component: nucleus; microprocessor complex; mitochondrial large ribosomal subunit.